AUGGGUGAAAUGUCAUCAUCAUCUCCCUUGGCUCAAACUUCAGGAUUCUUCUCUCUCACCUCACUUUGGAACUGGCUGCAAGAGAAUAAUCUCAUUUUGAAUUCAGAUUCUUGGCUUUCAGAAUACAUAAGUCCAAGCUGGCAAACCAUCUUUUGGAUUAUCCUUUCCUUUUUCCUGCUAGUAGGAACAUAUGCCUUUUGGAAACGAACUUUUCAGUCAAUUAAGAAAAUCAUCAUCUUUAUUAAUUUACUCCUUAUGCUUUACAAGAAGGGCACAGAUCUUUUUCAAGAUAUAUUGUCCAACAACAGUGGAAGAAUAAGCCAUUACCCCACUAGUCAAGGUAGCAAUAACAUGUUGGUCACCCUGAGCCUGCAGGAGAAAAUCCUCCAAAAGCUUCAGAUGGUAGAGGGUAAAGUGAAGGACCUGGAGGAUUUGAUCAUGACCUACAAAGGUGGCAAGAAUUGCACAAGGCCCUCUUCUAACUGCUCGAACUGUCGGAGCCCCCUGCCCACUUCUGGGUUUACCUCUACUUCUGAACAAUGAAGCCAGGAUGAGGAGUCCACCCCUUUCCAGAAAGGCCUCCAUCUAUCAUCUUGAGUGGCGUGUGGAGUACAAAUAAAAUGCCUCAUAUUCCUGAUCUGGCUUUGUAGCCGCCUGUUCGUGCACUAGAUUAUUUCUCUUUCCUAGGAGGGAAAGAGAAGAUUCCCAUGGAGGUGGGGUCUAGAGGGGGCUGGGACAUACAUGAGGUGGCAGCAGCACCCACAAACAUUAAGAGGCUCCCCAGAAAAUGGUGUUCAAAGCAUCAAUCACCUACUGAGGUCCAACCCCAGAAAUAGAAGUUAGUAGAGAAGAAGAGGACAAGAGGCAUUCUGGAUGAGAGAAAAGAGUGAUAUGGGAAAGGUAAAUAAAUUCCAUGGAAUAU
Molecule: messenger RNA, 922 nt
Organism: Vombatus ursinus (common wombat)
Lineage: Eukaryota; Metazoa; Chordata; Mammalia; Diprotodontia; Vombatidae
Gene: TMCO2
Product: transmembrane and coiled-coil domains 2
Exons: 2
Coding region: 1-543 (180 amino acids)
Cellular component (GO): nucleus
Source: RefSeq, a predicted model, not a curated record